UUGCAUUUACCGCCAUGUGCGGUAAAUGCCAGUUAUCGAAGAAGAAUAGCCUAAGCGCGAUAACUCCCCUGUCCUCAACCAAAUUUCCAAAAUAGCCCCAAGUCUUAAAUGCGCUUGCGCACACAUCCUCUCCGCUCGACGAUUUUGAUCAGACAGCAUCAACAGAAAAAUCACCUCCAAGUUGCAACCCAUUACGUGGAUUACUAUAUUGUACAGGUAUCGUUCCACCGGUCAUUGGUAUGUAUUAAACAUCUAGUGAAGCAUUGGAAGCGAAUUGGGCGUUUCCCUUGCCUCAGCACUUAAGAUGUCAGCAGAUUUUGCUGGAUCAAUAUUCAUCAUCACCAUCCGUUAAUGGCGGCAUGCCAAACGUUAAACAAAAGGGCUCUAACUCUACAUAUAAUUUGAUCAUUCAUAAUUAGUAAACGAUGUUAAUAAUUUACAAUCUCAGAUUCAAACAAAAAAUAAAUAAAUAAAUAAAAGGAAAAAAUUAUAAAUAUAUAAGCAAUUAAUAAUAACAAAUUAUGUAUAUGUUAAACACAAGUUACACAGUUGUUUGUUUUAUAGAAACAUGCUCCGCGCAAAAAGGACUACAAAGUCUCCAUAUGCCAGGCCCGGCCGAGCUCAAGCUGCCACACAAAAGGCCAAAGCAUCCAGGCCUACAAGCACCGUGACUCAACCGAACCAGGUCACCCCUGCUACAAGCACUGUGACUCAACCGAACCAGGUCACUCCUGAUGCCAUACCUCCAGCCUUAUCAAACCAGCCUACAACUUCCUCAGGAAUAGACAUCCCUGACCCCUCAGAGUUUGAGGCAUCGCCAACAAUGCUUUCUCCAGUGGCAAAAGUUCAGGAAGCUGGCCCCCCAUGCAGACUAUUAUCCCUGCCAAGUUCCUCUGGAAUUCUGGAACCAUUUGAGCAGGAAGUAGAACAACUACUCUCAGCAUCAGUCUCUCAUAACACUCAAGAAAUAUACCAGAAAGGUCUUGACUCAUUUGCACAAUUUAGAAAAAAAUUUAACUUAACAGAAGUAUGGCCCCCUCCCAUAGACCAAUUAAUUAACUAUAUUGCUUACCUAUCCUCAAAGGGGACAACAUACUCUACAGCCAAAACCUACCUAGCUGGCUUAAGCUUCAACAUAAAACUUGGUAAUUUCCCAGACCCAUGCCAAUUUUUCAUAGUCAAGAAAAUGCUAAAUGGCUUUAAACAACUAAAACAUAGAAAAGAUUCAAGAAGCCCGAUAACAUUUCCCCUAUUAGUCAAGUUAAUAGACUCGCUGCAACAUGUGUGUCGCAAUUAUUAUGAAAAAUUACUGUUCUCCUCAGCAUAUGGGCUCGCAUUCUUUGCUUUACUUCGAGUUGGUGAAAUAACCACCACUAGGGCAAAUACCCACAGUUCCCCAUUAUCAAUAGAAAAUAUAUCAAUAUCCCAAUCAUCCAUUCAGAUCGCGUUAACUAUGAUUUACAGAUGUGAAAUAUAG
Messenger RNA from Saccostrea cuccullata (small rock oyster), 1477 nucleotides. RefSeq lists its product as uncharacterized. NCBI's taxonomy places the organism in Eukaryota, Metazoa, Mollusca, Bivalvia, Ostreida, Ostreidae. The transcript has 2 exons. The coding region runs from base 569 to 1477 and encodes 302 amino acids. The record is from RefSeq and is a predicted model, not a curated record.